AUGCAUGAUCAAGGCAUUUGGGAAUCAGCUGCGAGAAGAAAAAUCAAUGGCAACUCUUGCAAAAAUUCGGGAACGCUGUUGUACAAUAACAUUGCAAAUCGCUACAAAUGUGUUUGUGAGCCAGGAUACGAGGGUGCUAACUGUCAAUUGAGGAGUCAUAUUUGCAAAGAAGAGAACACAACCUGUCUGAAGUACAACAAGAAUUUUGAUGACUGCGUACCAAUUCAAGGAAAUGGUUUUGCCUGUUAUUAUAAAAAUGAUCGAAAACGUUGGUGCAAUUUCAAAAAUGAAAAUAGCUGUCCUCCUGCUUGGACAUGUCUAGAUAAUUUAAUUGGUCUGAAAAGAGGGUACAGAUGUUUGCCUCCAGGUCAAUUGAAGUCAUUAACGAAGUCAGAGAUGUUAAAUAAUCUGUGGAUUCCGCAAUGUCAAAAUGGUGGUCGCUUGAAUGAAUGCGGUAUUUGUGUCUGUUUAGAAAGUUUCAUGGGUCCUCAUUGUGAGUUUAUCAAUCGCUGUAAAAACGACCCUUGUUCGGACGGAAGUACUUGCCAUUCAUUUCCGGGUGGUUACGUAUGUACUUGUCCCGAUCAUCGUACAGGAAUUGAUUGCAAAAUCAUUAAAAGGCGAAUUAUAUCUACUAUGAAAGAAAUUCGACUGUUUCAUCAUCCUGAACAGUAUAUUUUAAUUCCAUCAACUUUCUUGUAUUUGGUUCAUAAUCCUGGAUAUUUGCCAAAAAUUUCCAUUGAUUUUUCGGACAGACAAGUAAUAGAAAUGACUCAAGAGGAUUUUUACAGGAUUGAGAACAUCAAUGAUCAGUUAAUAAAUCUAAAAUUUCAACCAAUUGAAAACAAUGACUUUGUUGCAUAUGCAAUCAAUUUCACUCAUACCUACAGUAACGAAGGAAUUUAUAAUAUGUCAUUCAGGGCCUGGAGCAAUAAUUUACUCAUCUUCAAUUCAGUAUUUCCAAUUCGUGUAUCCGAUCCAGCCAAUUGCACCUUUCAAUUAAAUUUGAAAAACUCUGCUCAGACUCCUGACAAAGCUACACUUUAUCAUCGUAGAGACAGUAUCGAUAUUUAUGCUUCGACCAGAGUAUCUUGCCCUGAAACUAGUCUCAAUUAUCAUUGGGAAUUAUUUUCCGUUCCAAGUAUUUUCUCAGCACCUGCAACGGAAUUCAAAAGGACUCCACAGAAUAUUAGCGUUCACAAUGCUGAAUAUCAUGCUUCGCCAUAUACGUUAACUCACGGAAACUACGUCCUCGUUUUGUCAGUAAACAUGGUACAACCUAUAAGUGGAGGAUUGAUUAAUGCUACAACCUGGUUUCAAAUUGUUAAAGACAAAAUAGUUGCUCACGUAUCAGGAGGUAGUUUCUGGAAUGUUCACGAAACCGAACCUUUUGAGAUUAGCGCUUUUGAAUCCUAUCACCCUGAUUUACCUAGAGAGACCCAAUUGAAUUUUUCUUGGUUUUGUUCAGUAAAAAAGGUCGAGCAUAUUGCAACAGAUUUUUGUGGGAUAAAUGACUUUAAGAUGAUAUCAACGAAACCGGUUAUACAUAUUCAGGAUCAUGUACUUACACUUGGGGUCAUUUAUGAUUUCAUGGUUAAAGUGGAAUCGGAUACCGCUGAAAGUUCAAUGCAGAAUGUAAAGAUUCAAGUGGUUCCACAAGAUGUUCAACUAAUUCGCAUAAAUUGCAUUCAAAACUGCAAGGGAAACAUGGUGGCAAUUAAUCGUCCAUUAAUUUUGCAAGCAUUGCCUAAAAUAAAAUCUAAGGAUGUUGAACUAAAAUGGGAUUGCAUACGUGACGAUCAGCCUAAUCUAUCAAUUUUAAGAACUGACGAUUUCGUAGUGGACGAUGACAUGUUCAUCGUAAAGGCUAGAGUGUUCCGGGAAAGUCAUCGUUAUAAAAUCACGGUCACUGCAGGGCAUACAAAUGACACCAAAAAGGAUGGAAUUGCAACUUUGAGUUUUCUAACAGUUCCGAAAUUCGUAGUUGGUACUUGUACAAUCUUUCCAGAACAGGGAUUCGCUCUUUUUACACAGUUUGCUAUAAUGUGUAACAAUUUCUUAUCACAAAAUGCACCAAUUGUCUAUGAAGCUUUUCAAUACAUGUUACCAAGCCAGGAACCAUUAUUGAUUAGUUUUAAUGUUUUUCCAGAAUUUUCGAAUAUUACCUUAGCAACUGGUUUGCCAGAAAUGGAAUACAUUACUAGAGUUGUUAUUUAUGCUACUGAUAGCACUGGUUUAAUGGAAUCGUAUGUAAUUAACGUAACUGUUUAUCCUACAGCAGCUUAUUUAGGAGUAAUUAGUGAGAUAAAACUCAUUAAAACUUUGAUAACCUCUAUGACUUCUAUGACGACUAGGCAUAUCGUCGAGGCAGAUGUUCAUGCUGUGAUAAGCAAUGCAUGGACGAUUCUACGUGCCAUCAGCACGAUGGUCCAAAGACCGUUGAACGAUGAUGACGAAAUCUUUAUUAAUUACCACAAAUAUGUUUUCGUGGAAUAUCUUUCUCGUUGUAAAUACUUAAAUUCAAUUUCGAUGAAGUAUGCAAUAUCGGCACUGAAAUUACUGAUCGAAAUACGAAAAAAGCACAAUUAUCAGCGAAAUAAUGAUAAAGUUCAAUUGAUUUUGAAUGAGAUUUUGAAUGAUCCACUACUUCAUAACGUAUCCAGAACCGAUUUGAUUGAUAUUGGUGUCAGUAUUCUUAGCACAUCGCAUUCACUGAUCGAGAAAUCACUUGCUGAGGACUCAUUCUCGAGUCAUCAAGCAUAUAUAAAUAAUCUACGAAAAUAUUCAAAUUUAUUAAGUCAUUCAAUCGUACCUCACGAAAGUAUCGAGAUUCCAAUGGCUCAAUGA
Molecule: messenger RNA, 2847 nt
Organism: Cephus cinctus (wheat stem sawfly)
Lineage: Eukaryota; Metazoa; Arthropoda; Insecta; Hymenoptera; Cephidae
Product: sperm receptor for egg jelly-like
Exons: 11
Coding region: 1-2847 (948 amino acids)
Source: RefSeq, a predicted model, not a curated record